Messenger RNA from Paralichthys olivaceus (Japanese flounder), 1275 nucleotides. NCBI's taxonomy places the organism in Eukaryota, Metazoa, Chordata, Actinopteri, Pleuronectiformes, Paralichthyidae. The record is from RefSeq and is a predicted model, not a curated record.
CACACACACACAGGUCAACAUCUGUACACACGCAGGUCAGUGUUGUCUAAUUGUGUGUUUGUGUUGCAGCUGGCUGGAGUCGCCUUCAUUGCGGUUGGCUUCUGGGCCUGGAGUGAGAAAGGCGUCCUCGUGGAUCUCACCCAGGUGACCCGGCUUCAUGGUUUUGAUCCUGUGUGGUUGGUCCUGGUCGUUGGGGGAGUCACCUUCAUCCUGGGCUUUGCUGGCUGUGUGGGAGCUCUGAGAGAAAACAUCUGUCUACUUAAGUUUUUUUCAGGCGUGAUCGGCUUCAUAUUCUUCCUUGAGCUGACGGUGGCGGUGCUGACGGUGGUCUUUCAGAGUCAGGUCAGAGACUGGAUCAACGAAUUCUUCCUGACGAAUGUCAAAGCGUACAGAGACGACAUCGACCUGCAGAACCUGAUUGAUUCGCUGCAGAAAAUGAACCACUGCUGUGGAGCUCAGGAACCCAACGACUGGAACCUGAACGUUUACUUCAGCUGUAACGGAACUCAUCGCAGCAGAGAAAAGUGUGGAGUUCCUUUCUCCUGCUGCCUCACGGAUCCUGCUGAUUCUGUGGUGAACACUCAGUGUGGAUACGACGUGAGGAACAGACCAGAGAGGGAGUGGACCGAUCACAUCUUUACUAAAGGUUGCAUCACAGCGCUGGAGGACUGGUUACCUGGAAACCUGUACACUGUGGCCAUUGUGUUCAUCAUUAUCUCUCUGCUGCAGGUNGUUGGGAUCUACUUGGCCAGGACGUUAAUCUCCGACAUUGAAAAAGUCAAACUCACCUACUGAAGGCUCUGUUGAUGUGGGCGGGGUGUACCCCAUCAAGGGGCGUGGCUUUACGCUAGGAGGUAAUGGACCAACUUCCUGGUGCCGCCCUCUUUCCUUUUUCUUUUCUCUCGUCUUCAGCCUUUUUAAUUGCCGCUGUGAACUGUCACCUGAUUGGCUGUUGCGGUGCCUUAUUCAGGAACUUGACUGUUAUUGGUGACAUCAGCAGCAGCAGCUGCAGCAGGCGAAUACACUGAAACUUCAAAAUAAAAGCACACAGCUUGUUGUUAUUUUCAUUAUCAGGGUCAAGUGUUUCCUCUAAAAGAAACACAACAAAGAACAGAAUCCUGACUUUGAAUUGAUUGAUUGUUGCAGUUCUCACUGAUCAUAUGUAGUAAAUACUGUAUCAGUGUGUACUUCAUACUCUAUGUACUACAUAAACAGUAUUAUAUAGUACACACAGUACUUAGUACAUACAGCACACUGUACAUACAGUACAUAGUA